UAAUCACAAACGUUGAAAAGUUUUCCAUCUCUUCAGAACGUGUCAACAGACAUGAAUCAGUCAAACUUCACUUUAUUACAAUGAACACAGUGUUAGUUAGGCUGCACAGCAUGCUAUGUAGAGGUAUUGCAUGUUUGUCGCCCCAUGCAGAAAGUAAAAAACAACAUCACACACCUAAAAACAGAAGGUGUGGUGCAUAAGGAGACACUGAGGUGUGAAGCAAUGUCACAGAGAACUGAUCAAACUGGCGCAGAGCUUAGAAAAAUAACAGCAGUAUGAAAACAAAAAGGCUACAGUUAUGUGGUUGUCGUUGGUUACACCCUGUCUUCACGCCUCCGUACGCUGCACAUACCUGAGACGAAAGACUGGACAAAAAGUUUGAGAUGGUGAGCGACGAGAGAACAGAAGGUGUGUGCUGUGGGCGGAGACAGUUUUGGGUGUCACACAUUCUCCAACAAGGACGAUCUGAAGUGUGAAGCCAGGGUUUCACACCUGGCACUGCCUGAGUGAGAAGCACACCUGUGAUCCAGACAGCUGACCUUUUACAGCUUUUCCAAUCAACAAUAUGAGCGAAUCAGCAGAGGCUUUGGCUGCCAACCUCACAAGCCGAAGAAAUGUCACCAUCGAGAUCUCCAACCUCACCAAUAACUACUGCUUAGUGGAUCCCAAGGUUUUCCUGGAGAACGGCAACUGCCACAGCCCACCCCAACCCACCGUACGCCCACUGAAAACUGAAGUCUGCAACUUCAGCAAGACCAGCGCCAAAGCCUCUGGUGCAGUGGGUGUCCUGACCUAUGACCUGUUUGAGAGGCAAAGCAACAGCGCCAAGGAGACAAUAGCUAUAAUGUUCUCUGUGCCCUACGACUAUAACAUGUACAAGAACUGGCUGGCAGUGGGAAUCUACAAUCAGGGCAAAGAGUGCAACGAGGCUCUGUACAAAGAGAUGUAUUACAACAAAGAGCAGCAAGGCUUUGUUCGGGAGGAGGCCAAUGGUUGUGGGAUCACGUAUGAGGGACCCAACCUGGACAUCAAAGCUACCAUGUCCCCUAUGGGCAGGGCCAUUAUGAAGGUGGAGGUGUGGGACAAGCUCUUCUCUCCCCAGAUGCACCAACAAUACUAAGCUGGUGAUUUAUUUUUGUCAAUGUAAUCCAGUUUGAGAAACCGGUGUGUAGUGUUACCUAUGUUUAACCCUGUGUGCACCUGUGCUAUUGUACCAUCUGUUCAAUAAAUCCAUGAGAAGUGUGAAGUGACAAAA
Molecule: messenger RNA, 1255 nt
Organism: Seriola aureovittata
Lineage: Eukaryota; Metazoa; Chordata; Actinopteri; Carangiformes; Carangidae
Product: DELTA-stichotoxin-Hcr4a-like
Exons: 3
Coding region: 566-1120 (184 amino acids)
Biological process (GO): cytolysis in another organism; pore complex assembly; monoatomic cation transport
Cellular component (GO): pore complex
Molecular function (GO): channel activity
Source: RefSeq, a predicted model, not a curated record